Messenger RNA from Amphibalanus amphitrite, 1069 nucleotides. RefSeq names its product mitochondrial import inner membrane translocase subunit Tim22-like. The coding region runs from base 212 to 865 and encodes 217 amino acids. The transcript is spliced from 6 exons. Gene Ontology annotation, biological process: protein insertion into mitochondrial inner membrane. Lineage: Eukaryota; Metazoa; Arthropoda; Thecostraca; Balanomorpha; Balanidae. The record is from RefSeq and is a predicted model, not a curated record. Gene Ontology annotation, molecular function: transmembrane protein transporter activity. Gene Ontology annotation, cellular component: TIM22 mitochondrial import inner membrane insertion complex.
UUGUCGUUUCGCGUGGAUAGUUCAGUUGAGUUUGAUGAGUGUUUCUGGGUGUUUUUGAAUUAUUUCAGCUAUUUUAGCUUUUAUUUUGCCUCUAUUUUGGGGAAGUGGGAUAUUCCAGGCCUAAUUUCAAGUGUUGCAAUGACAACUGUCCCUAAAGCGGCGUGCAGUACACAGUUAAAGAGCAAGGUAGCCGCCCAGCACGCAAAGCAAGAUGUGUGAAGAUAUAGGGAGAUACCUAAGAUCGAUUGGCGCAGAAGCUACAAUGAUUUCAGACAUCAGAGAAGCUCCUGGUCAACAUCAUUACACUAGUACAGAUGCAAGAGUUUUUGAAUCAGUGUAUGGACUUUCAUUGGAAAAGAUGGAUGAUGUUUGUAAAUACAUGAUGCUGAAUCCAAGAAGAUAUAGAGAGAAUAUUCAAGUACCUACUAUUCUGACUCCUCCAUACAUCAAAACAAGAGAAGAAAAGAUGGUGCAAGCUUUCUUUGAAAGCUGUCCGUUCAAGGCUGGCAUCAGUGGCAUUGCAGGGUUUGGCCUAGGUGGAGCUCUGGGUCUCUUCACAUCCAGUGUGAACCCAUCAAUAACUGGAGCUGAAUUGAAGAGUCAGACUGCAAGAGAGGUUCUGGUAGAAAUGCGAACAGCCAUGCUGCAGUAUGCCAAGAACUUUGGCAUGAUCGGUCUCAUGUUUGCUGGUGUGGAGUGUUGUAUAGAAUCGUACCGCGCCAAGGAUGACCUACGAAACGGCACCUACGCCGGCGCCGUCACCGGCGGCCUUAUAGGACUGCGAGCCGGCGUCAAGGCGGGUCUGCUCGGCGGCGCGGGGUUCGCCGUCUUCUCCGCCGCCAUCGAGUACUACAUGCGCAGCUGAGUCCCGGUGACUCGGGGGCCGGCCGCGCCUGGGAACUGGGUGGGCCAGGCGACCAGCGGAACGCCAGCGCUCCGCUACCGCCAAUCGGAUAUGUGAAGUGUGACACGUCGUUAUGUUAAGAGCGGAAUGACUCAGUGAUAAAGAUAGGCAUUGUUAGUGUUCUGUGCCACAUGUGCAAAUACAGUGCAAGUAAAAAAAAAAAAA